AUGAUGAACAGUGAUGAUGAGAAGAGAAGGCCGCUAAUAUUCAUUCUUGGCUUCAUGAACAGCCAGCCAAAGCACUUCGAAACGUUGAAGAGGUUCUAUGAAAAUUUUUGGUGAGUUUUGUUUUGUACAGCAUGCUGCAGCUUCCUUUUUCCAAAUUCUGAGUUUUCGAUUAACAAGGGAAGUACCCUAAGUCGCUCAGUUUUUGACGAAACUUGGCACAAAUUAAGAAUGAUUUUUUCUAAAAUAUAUGCGAGAAUCCUAUCCCGCGUUUUGCAGAAACAACCGAGAUUUUUAGAUCAAAAGUCGGCGAAAAGUUGACACUUUUUGCCGAAUUUUGGCACGAAAAGAUUUAUGCUUAUUUCUACCAUAGAGGGUAAUGUUUCUACAAAAAAUCAAAAUCCUUGUAAGCAAGCUAAAAUUUUGAGGCGCUCAUUAGUUUUUCGUAUGUCGCGGCCUGCGACGCUGAUGACGUAAGUCGGCCACCGUCUCAACCCAAGUCCCAGCGCUUCAAUCAAAGUCGUGAAAAGCCCUGAAGACGUUUUUGAAUAACACAUAUUUCUAGUGAAGAAGUGAUUGUUCAUAUCGGCGAAAUGUACAACGAAUAUGUCUGGCCCAGUGGGAGUGAGGGCUACGAGUUUAUCAAGGAAAUUUAUCUUCCGAAAGUCGCCGAAUACAAAGACCAUCCCGUAAUAAUUCACAGCUUCAGUCAGAAUGGCGGACGGCUUUUCUAUUAUCUGUGGCGAUCAUUGAACUACGAACAGCGAAGUCAAGUCAAAGGAAUCAUCGGCGAUGCGUGAGUUUAGGGUUGUAUAUUUGAACGCCGACAAAUCGCGGGAAAAAGGUUUGAGAAUUUAUCGUGGUCUCGAAUUCUAUCGUACUAUGAAAAAAAUGAAUUGUCGCUGCAAAAAACACGAAUCGCGCGAGAUGUAAGGCAAAAAACAAAAAUGUGCCAAAUGGGUUUUUUGGGUCAAAAAUGCACUGUACAAAGCAAGAUUUUCUUUAAAUUUUGCACACACUUUGGGCAUAGACUAGAUAUCAAUUCCUCAAAGUUUUAGCUCGAGCUUUACAAGCGCCGAUGAACGAUCUUUGCCGCCGAGAGAGUAUGCUAACCGCGGAGAGCGGUCAGAGGCAAAAAUUGUUUCUGCAAAGCGCGAGGUAGGAUUUUUGCAUAUACAUAUUUUAGAAAAAAAUAUUCUAAAUCUGUUCCAAGUUUUAUCAAAAUCUGAGCAUCACCCUUAUGGUAAAUAAGGGCGACGUAAAUUAAACUUCCUCUCAUUUAUCACAUUUUCAGCGGUCCAUGUGAGCUCUCUUCCAUUCCCUCUUAUUAUUUCAACCAACGCUUCUCCAGUUGGCCACGGAAAGACAAAACAACGCGAAACUUUUGGCUCAAAUGUGUUCCUCAAAACCUUGUCAACGCCGCCAUAACAUGCCCGCUGAUUUUCUUCGGCCUGUUUGGUCAUUACACUCCAGAGUUGCGGAAAUACGAUCUGCCGGAGAAGCAGCUCUACCUCUGCUCCAAGAGCGACAAUGUUGUUCGCUUUAAGAACUUCCGCGACUACGCCAUCGAGCAGUUGGACAAAGGGAAGACGGUGAAAUUGAAGACAUGGGAACAGGGAGGUCAUUGUAUGCAAUUCCGCGAGCACCCCGAGGAAUACUUUGAGGAAUGCGAGAAGUUUGUGAGGGAAUGCUUGGCAAACGAUGACUUCUGGAGGAAACGAGCAAAAUUGUAA
Molecule: messenger RNA, 1730 nt
Organism: Bursaphelenchus xylophilus (pine wood nematode)
Lineage: Eukaryota; Metazoa; Nematoda; Chromadorea; Rhabditida; Aphelenchoididae
Source: the annotation of a GenBank genome assembly